Molecule: messenger RNA, 411 nt
Organism: Oncorhynchus tshawytscha (Chinook salmon)
Lineage: Eukaryota; Metazoa; Chordata; Actinopteri; Salmoniformes; Salmonidae
Product: HEAT repeat-containing protein 6-like
Source: RefSeq, a predicted model, not a curated record
GUUAAGAGUAAUGCGGUGCGUGCGUUGGGGAACCUGCUCCACUUCCUGUCUGUCAGUCAGCUGAACCGGCCAGGGUUCCAGCGCCCCCUGGAGGAGGCGGUCAGCGCACUGGUCACCACAGUCCAAUCAGAAGCCACGAUGAAGGUCCGCUGGAAUGCCUGCUACGCCCUGGGCAACGCCUUCAGGAACCCUGCCCUGCCACUCGAUUCUGCUUCCUGGUCCGGCGAUGCGUUUUCCGCCCUCUGCUGUGUUGUCACUUCCUGUCAGAACUUCAAGGUGCGCAUCAAGUCUGCCGCUGCCCUCUCCGUCCCCGCCUGCCGUCAUUGCUACGGUGAUGCGGAGCGGUUCGGGGAUGUUUGGCUCACUGGCCGCGGCGUUGGAACACAGCGAGGAGACGCAGGACUUCCUGGA